Molecule: messenger RNA, 1105 nt
Organism: Papilio polytes (common Mormon)
Lineage: Eukaryota; Metazoa; Arthropoda; Insecta; Lepidoptera; Papilionidae
Product: lipase member H-like
Exons: 5
Coding region: 67-1068 (333 amino acids)
Biological process (GO): lipid metabolic process
Molecular function (GO): lipase activity
Source: RefSeq, a predicted model, not a curated record
UAGAUGAUAAUAAUUCCAAUAAAUUGACUAGAUGUCCUAGAGUUGUCAGCAUUGUGUGUGACAGUCAUGAAGCUCCUAGUUCUUCUUCUUCCUUUAGUGGCACUGUGCAGUGGUGCACCAAAACCCUUAAUCCCGGGUGACAAUAGUCACUACGUGGAGGGUGUCAGCCGCUAUAUAUGGAUGCCCGAUGGUGAAGGUGUACCACACCUGGUGGACUUAGAGGAACCAGUUGACGAAGAAUUAUCGAACUCUAGGAAUGGCGCUAACAACCGAUACUGGCUCUACACUAGACGCAAUCCCACGAAUUCGCAAAUUAUUACCAACGGUAAUGCAAACUCUGUGCGUAACUCCAACUACAACGGUAACCGACCCUUAAAAGUUAUCGUCCACGGCUGGAACAGUGAUGGAAACUCUAAAGUUAACCCUCUCGUCACCGCCGCUUUCCUCGCCGUCCAGGAUUGCAAUGUUAUCGUCGUUGACUGGCGACGACUUGCUAAUUCUAACUACGUGACCGCUUCGAACGGUGUCCGUGGUGUUGGAGAAUUCCUUGGCAACUUCUUGACAUGGCUUCUUAGCACGGGUGGUGGUAACUGGGACAACGUGCACUUGGUCGGCUUCAGUUUGGGUGCCCAUGUUGUCGGCAACGUCAGGCGUACUGCCGGCGGCAGACCCAGACGUGUCACUGGUCUAGACCCUGCUGGCCCCAGAUUUGGUGGCAAUUCGAACGCCUUAAACAGGAACGGAGGCCGUUACGUUGAGACCAUCCACACGGACGGUGGACUUCUUGGCAUCUUUGAUCCCAUAGCUCAUUGCGAUUUCUACCCCAACGGCGGCAGGAACCGACAACCAGGCUGCUCGAACAGCUCUUGUUCCCACAGCCGUGCAUACGAGCUCUUUGCUUCCACCGUACGCACUAACCAUUUGGUUGGAAGACGCUGCAAUAAUUUAAAUGACGCACAAAACAACCGCUGCACUGGUGGAAACCUUAACAUGGGCAACGGCAUAAUAAACAAAUCUGGAACCAAUGGACUUUACGGCCUCACAACGCGUGCUGCUUUCCCCUUCUAAACCAACGAAAAUUAUCAAAUAAAUGAUCAUAAAUGAA